GAAGGAAAUUUUGAACAAGAUGAAAAUUUCAAUGUAACUGUAACAUCCUACAAAACUUAUAAUAACAAUUAUCGUGAUUAUCGUCUGGGUUUGUCUAUAACUCAUUAUUACUGUGCACUUUGCAAGCAAACUAUACAGUGCUAUCUGGAAGUGAAUUUUGAAAGAUUAGUUCAAUUGGUAGUAUUUACAACAUCUGCAAGAUACGGAAGCUAUACCGAGUAUACAAAGACAGCACAUUUCUUUUAUAAAAGAACUUCAUAUGACCAAUGGUUAAUUGUUCGAGAUGGAGAUGGAGAUGUUAUUAAUUAUUCUCUACAAGAAGAUAAACACUAUUAUAAUCAUAAUGAAUUUCCUCCUAAUCUCUUUUGUAGAGGUGUUAGAUUCAAUCCAACAACUUAUCAUUCUUAUGCCUCACUAAUCCUUCAAUUAUAUGGAAGAUAUAUUGAGGAAUAUGAACAUUCACUUUAUACUCCAAAAUGCAAUCAUCCACUGGGACUGGAGAAUAUGAAUCGAAUACAUAGUUCUCAAAUAACUUCUCCAUCCUUUCUUAAUUCUUACCAUCCAUAUAAUGUAAGAUUAGAUUGCCCAAGCUGUUGGAUCACUAAUUCUCCAGAACCAAAUGAUUACAUAGAGAUAGAUUUAGGUUAUAUCUAUCACAUUACAGGUUUUGUUUCUCAAACCUGUAAAAAUCAGGAAAUUUAUAUCCUUGAAUUUGCUGUUGAAUAUUCAUUAUAUAGAAUUCAUGGUUGGCAAUUUUACAAAAAUAAACUGCUUGUUCGAAAUGAUUUCAAAUUGAUAACAAACACGAAAAAUCUAUUGCUUUUUAAUGAAACUCUAGAAAUGAGAUUUAUUAGAAUUUCAGGGAAAACUUGGGAAGAUAAGAGAGGAUUACGCUUGGAACUUAUUGGAUGCAUAAAACAGCAUGACACAAUAACCCAAAGUUCCAAUGAUUACCUGGAACAAAUUAUUAUUGAAGAAACCACUCUUGGCAAUGUUUUAUCAUUGGACAAGUCAACUCAUCAUAUUCUCUUAUCUAAUCCAAUUUUGACUGUUUAUUUAUCAUUGACUAUUCAAAGCACAAAUCAAUAUACUUGCUUAAAAAUUCAUAUUAAUGGUAAAAAACAUUCAGGAUACUUCCUCUUCAACACAAAAUGUAUUUCCUAUCCUUAUUCUGUACCCUUCUCAUACGAUGAAGCUGUUGAACAAUGCCAAGGUAUACCAUGGAGAGGUCAAGGACGAAUAAUUUCACCAAAAAAUGAUGAAGUUCUAAAUGUAUUUCUACAAGGAUUUUUCAAAAAAAAUACACUAAAGACACGUUUAGGAUUGAGGAAAAUUAGUGGUAAAUUCACUUGGCAAGAUGGUAGUCUUCUACCUACAGAUGAGGUGACAAAGUGGGAUGAUUCAAGCACAUCUGGCUACUGUGUUGGUUUUAAACCAACUAAUGGAUUUUGGAUAAAACUAUCUUGUAGUAGUGAUUUUCUCUUUUCAUGUGAAAAGAAUGCUGUUCUAUCACCUGAACAAAGAGUUGGUAAAUUAUGGGAAGUAAUUGAAUCAGCUAUAUUAAUAACAGCCAGUAGUAAUAGUAUUAUUUACAAAAAUGACUACAAUACAAGAUUUGAUUGUUUGAUGGCUUGUAAUGAAGAAAUAAGAUUAACCUGCAUUUCCUUUACCUUUGAUACAGCUAGCAAAGACUGUAUUCUCUAUUCUGCAAACACUUAUACUAAAAAUUCUUACCUGAGAAUGAAUGUCACUGAUGUUGAUAAGAUAUAUUUUCAAGCUUUCAAUCCUGGUAAAUGUUCAGCUAGUCUUGUUGAACAGAAAUCUUUAGGAAUAAACUGGAAUGUUUCUUCCAAUUAUGAUUUAUCAAGGGAUGCAAGUAAAUUACCUCUAUAUAUAAGAGAGGGUUCUUUUGGUUACUGGAGACCUGAUGAUGCUGAUUUAAAACCAUGGAUUCAUUUCAAUUUUGAUGCUGCUGUAACAAUAUCAUAUUUCAUUUUGCAAGGAACAGGAAAGUUGAGUGACGAAGGAUACAUAAAAUCCUUUUUCAUAGAAUCUGCUUUAGAUGGUAUCAAAUAUGAAAAUGUCUCAUGGGACUACAAUGGUGAGAAUGUUUUUGAUGGACCAUUAGAUCAUAUCAGUACAAGAUUUUAUAGAUUUCAAUCUUCAUUCAAGACAAAAUCUAUCAAAUUUAACCUUUUGGAGAAGAGUUUAUAUUUUGCUAUGAAUAUUGAAUUGUAUGGUUGCACUGACUAUAUUCCAGACUGUUUUUCCCUAACAUCUUCAGAUUUUGAAGUUAGAGGAGCUGAUAAAAUGGCAAAAUUAAAAUGUUUUGAAGAUUGGACUGUCCUUGGUCAAAAGUUAAUGUCAAAUGAUUCUUGGGAAAAAAGUUGGUUUGAUUACAAAAAUGGAUUCGAAAGUAGUAACCAAUUCUGGGCUGGUAAUCAACUAGCAACCUACUUGACAACUUUCAGAGAGUACAACUGUAGAAUUGACCUUUGGACAAAAGAUGGAAAACACAGACACAGCGAAUUUAAAACAAUUCUUUUUCAAUCAGAAAUCGAAUUCUAUACUAGAAGUGUAUUGAAAUUUUUGAGUGGUAGCUCACCAUCCAGUAAAUUUUUAGAACCUGCAAAAUUUUUUGCAAUUGAUAGUGAUAAUGAAAGAUCUUGUGCACAAAAUACCCAAACUGGUUGGUGGUUUUUAAAUGACAGUUGUUUAUCAACAAAUUUAUUAGCUUCCAAUUCAAUUUGGCCAAUUGAUCAAACGGAUUUGUUCAAUGCUUACAAUUUUAAAGUGGAAAAAUUUCUUUUUAAAAUAAAAUCAAAUAAUUCUUAUAAUAUUGCUAUUGGCAAACAUGCUUUUCAAAAGAAAACUGAGGGCGAAAAUGUAGCUAAUUUGGCAAUUGAUGGCAUCAUUUUAUCUGAUGCUACUCAAGGAUAUUGUGCAGUUGGAGAACAUACAACUGAUCCUUGGUGGGUAGUCAAUUUAUUCAAAUCUUUCAGAGUAUUGGGAAUAGCAGUAACAAACAGGAAAGAUUGCUGUUCUUCAGAACUCUCAAACUUUAGAAUUGGAUUGGCAAACAGUUUUUCUGUUACAAACUUUGAUUCUUCCUUAUUUCAACUAUGUAAACAUUACACUGGAACAAUUGGAUCUGGCAUUACAGAAGAGAUAGUAUGUGAUAAUGGGCCAAUCAUAGGAUCUUACCUUGGCAUUUGGAUGAUUGGAGCAAAUCUUAGAUUAAGCUUAUGUGAAGUUGAAAUUAAUAGUGAAUUAAAAUAUGGUUCAAAUAGGAUUUAUGGAGAAUCUUGUGAAUCAGAUUCAAAUUGUGUUGAACCCUAUACAUCUUGCCUUCCACAGAAUGAACCACAGAAUCUCAAUGUCUUAUUAUAUUCUUGUCAGUGUAGUGUCUACACAAUUCGUAAAGACAACAUAUGCUAUAAAGCUACAGAUAUUUCAUUGAAGCUGAUUGAUAUAGAUACGAAAUUUAUCAGAGAAGAGGAAAGCAAUAUUCCAUUAAGAAUUACAUUGCAGAAUUUAGCUGGAUGGCCAAUUGCUGAAACUACUUUACCAAAUACAAACUUUGACUUUACAGCAUCACUUUCGGAUUCAGAUAGCAUUGCCAGUGCAAAAUUUAUAAAAAAUAUAUCCUUAGCUUCAAAAUCAGGCCUUGAAAAGCAACUACUCAGUAGAGAUAUAACAAAUUCUUCUAAACGGGGUGAAACAGUUUUGAGUCUGACAGUUACAAUGAAAUUCCCAAUUCAUCAAUGUUUUAAUGAGAGUUUUUUCUGUGGAAAUAUUUUACAAUCUUCAACUAGUGAUUAUUUAGAAUAUGACAAAUCAAAUAAUGAAAAAUGUGUAUCAAUGUCAUCGCUAGUAAAUUGUCAACCUGAUAUAGAUUUAUCAAUAUCCAAGAUAACACUUAGUUCCGAAGAAUUUAUCUAUAGAAGUAUCAGUCAAAAUCAUACUUUUAUUAUUACUAUACUAAACAAACAUUCCAAUUCUCAUGAUGUUAUACAAUUAUUUGAUACUUUCUAUAAUUAUGACAUUGAAAGUCUGAUUUCAAACAAAACUCAUCAAAUCAACAGUAAAAAUCAAAAUUGGCAAAAGUCUAAAUUGGAUUUAAAAGAAAAGCAGAAAGGGAUUAAAGUUGGUAAUACUUUGGAUUUGUCAAUGAAAAUUUUAACACAUCUUUCAAGAUUUGAAUGUGAAGAUGAUUUAUUUGUUUGUUUUCGAAUUGUUCCAUCAAAUUUUUCAUCAUUUAAAGAGAUUAAUAGAACAGAUGAUAUUUUAUGUUUAGAUAUGGAUAAAUACAAGAAUUGUACACCAGCUAUCAGAAUCAAGGCAAACAUUACUAUUCCAAGACAAACUGUAAUAAGAGGUUAUAAUCAGUAUUUACAAACAUUUUUGCAAUGGACAAACAUUGAUGAGAAGUUCAGCAUUGAUUCAGUUCCAAUGAACAGAUACAACUUUAAUUUCACUGUAUUUUUCACCAAUGUCAAUUUGCAAAGUAAUCAUUCAAAACCACACUUCUAUAGAUUUUUGAAUUCAUCUAGUAUUCAGUCAAAUCUAUCUAUAAAUCAGGAGUUGAUGUGGAAAUUUAUGCAUAGGAUAUAUAUUCCAAGAACUCAAUGCUCAGAGUAUAAAUUUCUCUGUUUCAAGGUCAGUCCUGGUGAGGGAUCAUCAUAUUCUCUAUUUCCUGAUGGAAAUAGCACAUCUUGUACAGAUAUGGAAACUGUUAUAAACUGCAUUGGUCUGAAAAUAAAUGGUCUUCACUUUGAAAUUUCAAACAACAAUCUGACUGAAGGCAGUUCCAGUCAAUUUUCAGUAGUAUGGAGUCAGGGAACAGAUGUAAAUUAUAGAAUAAACUUUACUGAAAUGAAUUCAGUAUCAUGGAAUUGGCUUAAUGCCAGUCAUACAGAAUCAUUUGGACCAAUUAGUAAACAUUACUUGGACUUUUUGUACAAUAGCUAUGGCACAUACAAUGUUACUUUAACAGCAUGGAAUGAGGUGGCAAGUCAAAUACUUUGGCUAGUUAAAGUUGUUGAACCAAUACUUGGAAAUCAUGUUAGCUUUAAGAGUGACUAUGUUCCAAAUGAACCACCUUUGCAGGUCUUAUGGAAGAUUGAAUAUCAAUAUCAAACUAAUGUGAUGACAAAAGAUAUAUCAAUGACUUGCUUUAUUGACACUGGUCACAAUGAAACUUUGACCAAAACUGUCAUUCUCAACUAUGCAAAUCUAUUGGUCAUUGAUUAUAUUUAUUCAAAGGAUGAAUUAAAAGCAGAAGCAACAAUUACUUGUAAUAAUUCUAUAUCAAAUGUUAAAAGUAAUCAAGUAUUUUUACUUCAGCAAAAUGUAACAGAUUUAAAAGUGAAAUUCAAUCAUAUUCAUUGGCCAUCAUUCAAAAAUUUAUCACUUGAAAUAACCAUGAAAAAUGGAAGUGAUGUUGAAUAUGAAAUUUUGUUUGGUGAUGAUUCAAAAGAGAUUUUCAAGAAUCCUGAACUUUUUGCAAAUGGAAAAGCAUUUUAUGCAAUUCAUUCCUAUUCUCUUCCAGGUGAAUAUCAAGCAUUUGUUAGAGCAAGAAAUGAAUUUUUCAAUGACAUGGCCUUGACACUUCAACCUAUCAUCAUUCAGAAUGAAGUGAAAAAAAUUAAUUUAACAAUUUCCUAUGAAAAACCUAGAAAAGUGAACUUAACUAUUAAAGAGAUAGACAAUGAAUUGAAUCCAACAAAUGUAUCAUGUUUAUUUCAACCUGAUGAUAAUCAACACAUAAUAUUUCAUAAUGUUGAUAUCAGAAAUGGUACAACUCUUAUUCAUGAAUAUUCAGAAGUGUUCAAUGAAAGGGAGAAGAGAAAUUUAACAGUAAAAGCCUUCUGCUUUAAUCAAGUUUCCAAUGCAUCAUUUACCCAAAAUUUCAUUUUGGAAGAACUAAUUUCACAAUUGAAUGUUUCAAUCAAUAAUUUGUUUUUAUCUACUUUUGAACUGUUCACAAUAAACAUCACAACUCUUACUGGCACAAAUAUGAACUUGACAUUUGAUUUAGGAGAAAAUGAAAUUUACAAUUUCCAAGUAAAAGGUCCUGGUAUGAAUUCAAUUCCAUUCAAUUUCACCUACAAGAAUCCAGGAGUAUUUUGGUUAAAGAUAAAGGUGCUUAAUUCUGUCAAUACCCUUACUAGUCAACACCUAUUAACAGUUCAAAAUAGAAUUGUUAAUGCAACUUUCUUCUUAAUUUAUAUAGAACCCAGAACAAUACUGACUAGUGUCAGGCAAUAUUUUCCAUUAAUUCUACCUACAAAUGUUACCUGUUCAAUUGAUAUUAGCUGGAAAGCUACAAUUGUUCAUGAACAUCAGAAUUUAUUAUUAGGAAGUUUGGGAAAUUUUUUACUGGAUGAGAUUUAUAACCAAAGAAAAUUCAAACAUUUCAAUUUUACUACAAAGUGUUUUAAUUUAAUUUCGAGUGUUGAUUUUUUUCAAAAUGUUACAUUUAGAGAAAAAAUCACUGAUUUGAACUUUUAUAUUGAUAAAGCUGUUGUAAAAGUUAAUGAAACUGUUAAUUUUACAAUUACAACUGCAACUGGUGACAAUAUUACGCUGGAACUGGACUAUGGAGAUGGAAAUUCUUUUAGUAGAUGGAUGACACCGGAUCGUAUAAUAAAAAGCUUAACAUAUGAAUAUAAAAUAGCUGGAAAUUAUAGUGCAAAUGCUAUUAUGAAGAACAGUGUCAAUCAGUUAUCUUUCACCAUAACUCCAAAGAUAAUUGUUCAAGUACCAAUCUUUGAAUAUACAAUUAAGGCACAGUACAUUGGAAGUUUAGAUGAACAGCCACUAAACUUUUCAAUUAGUGUUAACAAAGAUUUACUUGCUCCUACAGAUGUUUUCUGUUUCUUUCAACCAAAGUUGAAUGAAGUGAAUAGUAAAUUUUUCUAUCAACCAGAAUUGACAAGUUUAAAAUCAUUGACUUUUAGUCAUUAUUAUUUAAAAGAUGAUAUUGGAAGAAAUAUUUCAGUAAAUAUAACAUGUAAAAAUCUUGUUAGUGAAUUUGAAAAAAUUUUUAAUGUAACAAUUUUUGAGAAAAUAAGAAUUUUACAGUUGAAACUUAACAAAUUGGCUUAUAUGAGAAUGGAAAGUGUACCUUUAGAGAUAACAGUUCGAAAUGGUUCGUCUGUUAUCUAUACAAUCUAUCAACAGACAUUGUCUAUUAUAAGGGAGAGACACCCAAAUUUAUUUGCUACUGAUCAAUCAUUAAUCAGUUCUUUGGAAUUUUCAAAUAUUGGAAAUUAUUCUGUAACAGUUGUUGCAGAAAAUGAAGUAAGCAAAGAAAAUGAAACAAUUACAGUGAUCAUUCAGAACAAGAUUGAAAAUAUUUCUCUUGAAGCAAACAAAUCAAUAUUAUGGACACCAGGAGUUAUUUCAUAUAGGCUUUAUUCUGAAUCUACUCAAGACAUUCUUAAAGAUGUUCACUGCUCUUUUAAUUUUGGUAAUGGUAUGUCUUCAGAGAAAUUUAUACCAGUUUGGCUACCAUUUACAUCAUUUGCAUAUGAUUUUUACUUUCCAAGAACUGCUAUUGGCAAUUUAACAACCAAUCUGGUUUGUAGCAAUUUACUAUCAAACAAACAGCUGAAUACAACAACAGAAAUUAUUUUGGAUGCUGUAAUACUAGAAGAUAUAAGGGAUAAUGGAACUGUCCUAUUGACUAAUCAAACAACUAUUAUAACUGAAAUUAAAAGAAUGGGUACAAAUUCCUGUUUUAUCUUUGAUCUUGGUGAUAAAAAUUCAACAAAAUUAGCAUUUGGAGUUAAUGAUAUUUGCAGAGAUUAUGCAUCUGAUAGACUGAUAACUUUUACCAAAAUUCCAUAUCAACAAAAUAUCAUAAUUUUCAAUCAUAUUUAUGAAGAGAUAGCUUACUACAAUGUCAAAGUUCAUGCUUUCAAUCAUAUUACAAAUGAUGAGAAGACUGUUAGAACACGUGUUCUUGAUUGGUAUUGCUAUAGUCCAAAUGCAUCUGUACCAACUGAAUACACUUUUCCAGAUAAACCACAAAGGUUGAUGAAAAGUAUACAAUUUGAAAUACCAGUAAACAUCAGUUGGGAUUGCAUGAAAACUGAUAAAGUAAUAUACCAAUGGAAAGUCUUUCAGUUACCAACAAAUUCUCUGACAUUUCAAUCAACUAAUAAAACUUUGCAAAUAAAAGAAAGACAACUUGAAUAUGGCAGUUAUAGAGUGGAAUUUUUCAUAUAUAUGCUCAACAAUCUGGAUGCAAAUAAUGCAUAUGAAUACUUUUUUGAAAUUAUACCAACUCCACUACAUGCAGAAAUUCUAAAUGGAAAUUGGACUAAUGUCGAAUAUGAUAUCAACCACACUGUCAAUGCCCAAAUACUCAGCUAUGAUCCUGAUAAUGAUAUUGAUGAUAAAUUGAAAGGUAUUACUUUUCAAUGGCAUUGUAGAAGAGAAGAUGAACAAUUAUCUUCAUCCUCAAACAUUGUGAAGAAAGGAACAAAUUUACAAGAUGUUCCACCAACUCUAAAAGAAUUCAAAGACAAUGGUGGAUGUUUUGGAAAUGGUCCAGGUUAUAUUGAUAAUGAAUCUAAAGGCAUAUUAACUGUCAAUACUUAUUACAUGAUACCAAAUACAACAUAUGUUUUAACUGUAAAAGUUCUAUCAGACAUUGGAAAUAGAGAAUCAACUUUUGAGCAGGUUCUUUAUUUGAAAUUGACCUCCAAACCACUACUAAAAUUAAAAUGUGAAAAGAAUUGUUUAGACAAAGCUGGACUUUCAUCAUCAACAAUUUAUCAAGUGGUAUGUUUGUCAAAGUGUUCUAGUUUGUACUGGAAAAUUGUCUAUAAUUGGAAAGUGUUUGUCAAUUUGAACGAAACAUGGACUAUUGUUAAUGAUUUACAUGAUAGAGUUAUUGGAAAUUUAUCCUGGAGUAUGAUUGAAAUCAAGGAACAAUCACUUAUUCCUGGAACUUAUCAUAAUUUAGUUGCUGAGGGUAGAAUGGAAGAAAUUGGUGGUGAAACAGGCUUUUCAAAUAUGACUUUCCUUGUAAAUAAACUACCAUCAGGUGGAAAGUGUUAUUGUAAACCUAAUGCUGGUUUUGCAUCAAUUACCAAUUUUGAGAUAAAUUGUCCAGGUUGGAAAGAAUUUGAAAAGGCUAUUGAUUCACCAGGUUUAAAUUAUCGAUAUAGAGCUAGGCCUAAAGGAGCAAAGACAAGUCUUCUUUUGUAUUUUUCAUUCCAGGAAGAGCCUGUCUAUGUUAUGUUACCUGUUGGCGAUCCAAGAAACCAGAUAACUGAAGCACUAGUCACUAUAAUUGAUUCUGUUGGUGAUUCUUUUGAUUUUAUGUUUGAAGUUCAGGUUCAACCACCCCCAGAACCUGAGGAAAAGUUGCUAGAUCUGGUUAUAGAUGUUGUUUCGGGUGGGCUUUUAAAUCAACAAUUAAAGAAUGGUAACUACACUCAAGUGUCAUCUACUAUUUAUUCAGUUGCAUCAAUACUCAAUGCAAAUCUUAAUAAAUCAUUAGAGAAGACAAAUAAUGAAACAGAAAAUGAAAUAGCUCAAAAUGCAUGUGAAAAGAGAAUAAAGAGAAUAAAGGCAAGAAAACAAAUGAUUGAUUAUUCUGUAAAUGUUCCUUUUAAAUCAGUUGAUGAAAUGGAACAAAAUAAUGAAUUGAUUAAUUCUCUAGUAUACAAACCAAAAGAAGUAGACAUUGGAUCACAGAUGAUUGUCACUGAUCAAAUAGGCAAGCUAAACAAUGUCUUAAAUACAGAACAAGUCCCACCAAAACUGAAGAAACAAAUAUCAAUAAGCCUUCUAGAAACCUGUAUACUUACAACUACAGCUGCUGACGCCUAUAAAGAAGAUGCAGAAAAAGAGGAACAAUACAAACUUGAAAAAAAUAAUACAAAGUUUUUUUGUGACAUCAUUUCCAAAACUAGAAAUCUAACAACAAUACUCAAUACCACAAAUAAUAGCAGGCAAUCUUUGAAUACAACUAGUGGAAAAUUGGAAAAUGUUAUGACAAAAGUUAUUGGAGUUAUCAACAAUGUUACUGAUGAAUUGCUAUUUGAACAAAAAGAGGAUGAACCAGCAUUGAACAUUGAAUUUGAACAGAUGAGUAUCAAUAUUGAGAAAGCAUCUAUUAAUAGAGUGAAGGAAAGCAGUUACAAUUCAACUUUGGUUAGUAGAAUUGAACUCUUUUGA
This is a messenger RNA of Dimorphilus gyrociliatus, 10197 nucleotides long. NCBI's taxonomy places the organism in Eukaryota, Metazoa, Annelida, Polychaeta, Dinophilidae. The record is from the annotation of a GenBank genome assembly.